Meyerozyma guilliermondii ATCC 6260 is the source of this 3924-nucleotide messenger RNA. It is a transcript of the gene ROM2, whose product is annotated as Rho family guanine nucleotide exchange factor. Bases 1 to 3924 code for a protein of 1307 amino acids. The record is from RefSeq and is a predicted model, not a curated record. NCBI's taxonomy places the organism in Eukaryota, Fungi, Ascomycota, Pichiomycetes, Serinales, Debaryomycetaceae. Gene Ontology annotation, molecular function: guanyl-nucleotide exchange factor activity. The transcript has a single exon. Gene Ontology annotation, biological process: intracellular signal transduction.
AUGGCCGAUUUUCCGCCCCGGCAACAUAGCCAAUACCAAAAUACCGUGAGAUUACCCGAACAUUUGUUACCGCAAGCGGACGGAUUCCAGCGGUCAUUCGAAGGCAGUCCCGACCGUUCUGCUCAGCAGCCUAAUGCUCCCCCAGGCCGCCAUCCUUUCCACCAACGGGCGUACGCAGAUCCGCAGAAACAGCAGCCCCAAUAUGGUGCUCCGCCUCCUCCUCAGCCUUCUCACCAGGGCCAGCAUUUCGCCAACUCCGGUGCCCCAUACAAUCAACCAGUAGAGCAAAACCAACGCCCUCAAUUCACCGGUCAACCUCAGCCGUAUUCUGGCGCACGGCACCAGGAAUCCCAGUUCCACGACGCUCGUGCUCAGCCAUAUCCCAUCCAAGAAUCACCCCAGGUUAACCAGAGACCAUUGCCAUAUCCGGUGGGAUCUGACAUCGACGAGUUGCUGGAACUCACGUCGCCGCCUUCCGCUCCUUCUUCUGUUCCUAAUUUUCUCCCACAGUCCAGAAGAUCGCACCGUAAAGCGCCCAUGGGCAUGCCUCCGAUCCAAACAUCUAAUAUUUCCACGAUAGGAGGUGGCCCAGCGAGCGCUGAUGGUGGAAGGCGUAUUGUGUCAACGCCCCUGUAUGGCUACGGUCAGCACUCCCCUCAGACCGCACAGCAUAUAUCUGCAAAUGACCGGACUCGCUCUCUCACCUCAGAGUCUUCGAGACACCAACGGAUGCAAAAAAACAUGCCUACGGGACCCCAGCAGUGGCAGUCGCAGGGUCAACUUGCCAUGCAGCAGAAACAGGGCUAUAACCAUAUGUCUCAGUCGCACAAACCGUCCUCCAGCAGCUCGGGAUCCUCAAGCUCGGGCCACAGUUUCUCGCUAACUUCCAAGUCGAGGUCGUUCACUUCACUUUCAAAGUUGUCGUCGUUGUCUGGCAAAAAAUAUAACUCUUCAGCAUCACUAAACGGCAACAAGACCCUCGACAGAAAUGCCUCUUCCACCACAUUGAAUUCUCAAAGAACAGUUUCGAUGCCUGGUCCUCCCAAGCAGGUUGUAUAUCCAGCGUUCCUUUCUCGAGUCGCCAAAGUUUUCAAGGACUCUAUAAUUUUGACCAUCAAUACCAAGGAUGGUUUGGAGUACCAUGAUUCGUUUACCGGAAAAAUGGCGGUGGAUAUUCUUUGCAAGAUCAUUCGUACCAAUGACCGUAACUUGGCACUUCUCUUGGGUAGAUCUCUCGAUGCACAAAAGUUCUUCCGUGACGUUACCUACAACCAUCGGUUGCGUGAUUCCGUUCAUGAAGUGUAUGCCUUCAAUCACAUCUACACUGGAGUUGACUACAACAGCAACAAUAACAGCAAGCAUGGUUCCUUUGCCGAGAAAAACCAUUUGCAACCACUGACUUCCCAUCAGCAACUUAUCCAACAAAAUGUCUUACAGCAGCAACUUCCUUCUCACACGUCUAACGGAGUGGUUCCUUUACCUUCAACCCCCCCUGCUAUGAUCCCUGCAGAUGCUAAUUCAGCGAGCUACAUGAAUGAGAGCACAACUGCGGCAACAGGAGUGAACGGUGUGUUUACGAUUUUGACCGAUUGUUACUCGCCAACGUGUACCCGAAACAAAUUAUGUUACAGUAUCGCAUGUCCACGUCGUUUGGAACAACAGGCAAGACUUCAUAUGAAACCACAGGGCGGACUUGCUCGUGCUGUUUCAAGACUCUCAUUACACGAUCAUGAGGAGCAAAAGACGUUGUGGCACGAAACCGUUCCUCAAUCUGUGUUGGAUGGACUUGACAAACAUGAGAAGAUGCGCCAAGAACUCAUCUACGAAUUUAUCUACACAGAGAGAGACUACGUUAAAGACUUGGAAUUCAUGACUGACUUUUAUAUCAUGCCUUUGCGGAAUCCAACUAAUAAUAUUAUUCCUGAAAGGGAACGAGACGCAUUCAUCAUGACUGUUUUCGGAAUGAUUGGAGAAUUGUUAAAGCUUGCCAAGAGUAUAAGUGAAGCACUCACUCGGAGACAACAACAACAGAAACCGGUCAUUGAAACAUUUGCAGACGUUUUCAUCGAGUACAUUCCUCAUUUUGAUCCUUUCAUCAAAUAUUCCGGUAACAAGGUGUUUGCAAGCUUUGAGCAUGAGAGACAACAACAGGUAAAUCUCAAGUAUGCCAGAUUUUUGGAAGCCAUUGAAAAGAAACCUGAAUCUAGGAAGCAAGAUUUGUCAUCGUUUUUGAUGAAGGGAGUACAAAGACCGGCUCGGUACCAAUUGCUUUUGAAGGGGAUUCUUGAUAAUACCAAGGAGACUUCACCUGAUUAUAAAUAUCUUCAAAAAGCAAAAGAAGAGGUUGAAAAGGUGUUGGUUAAGAUGAACGUUCAAACUGGUGAGAGCACAGAUAGACACAAAAUCAUGGUCUUACACAGGUUACUCGGAAAGCAAACUUUGGAAGAAAGAUUUAACUUUAAGCUUUCCUACAGUAGAAGAAUCAUCUAUCAGGUCACUUUGAGCAGAAAAAGAGACAACGAGAAAAUUGACCUUUAUUUGUUUGAAAACGCAUUGUUGCUUGUGAAGCAUAAGAUUCAAAAUAAAAGGGAACAGCAUAAGGUGUAUGAAAAACCCAUAUAUCUUCCCUUGUUGUUUGUCAAUAGUGGAUACGAGGCUCCAACACCAAGAACGAUAUUGCCUCAUCGCUUAGACGGUUCGAUCGUGUCAGACACUGGCUUAAAAGCUGCCAAAGUUGAGAACAAUUUCAUCAACUCAAGUUCUAAUUCUAAUAUCAAAUUUCAAAUCAAUUUCCUCGGAUUGGGCAAAAACCAGGUUCAUGCUAGUUUGUUUGCCGAUGAUAUCACCAAUCAGACUCAAGUUCUUCUGCAGAUUCAGCAACAACAGCGCAAGUUGAUUGAACAGCACGACAUCUUUUCACUUACAAAAUUCGAGACAAGACGGUUCCAUGGAAAUAACAGAAUCAACUGUGCUGUACCAUGCUACGGUGGUAAGAAGAUGUUGUACGGUACCGAUUCUGGGAUCUGGGUGGCUACUGUGAGAUCUAUCAAUGCUACUUCCAAUGAAAAAAUCUGUUCUGAACCAACUAUGGUGAUCAAAAAACUCUAUGUUACACAGAUUGAGGUUUUAGUUGAGUUUUCCCGUUUAUUGGUGGUUUCAGACAAGGUGUUGUACGAGUUUGACUUGGCAUGUACUGAUUCCUUGGAUUGCGAAAAGAACACUAAAUCCGGUAAGUGGAUAUUGGACCAUGUUUCCUUCUUCAAAACGGGUAUCUGUAAUGGAAAGUUAUUGGUUGCCUCUGCCAAGACAGGAAAUACCAAUGGUAUCAGUAUCUUUGAACCAAGCAAUCCAUUCAAUGCCCGCAACAGGAACAGAAACAGAAAUUACGACAUUCGUGAUAUUUCAUUUACUUCGGAACCAGUUUCAAUCUCGUUUUUGAAAACGAAACUCUGCGUUGGUUGCACCAAAGGAUUUGAGGUUAUCUCAUUGGAAGAAGGAAAGAAGGAACCAAUUUUGGACGAGGCCGAUCCGUCGCUUGACUUUGCUACCCAAAGGGAAAUGGUAACGCCGUUGGCAAUUCAUCGGUUGAACAAGGAAUUUUUAUUGAGUUAUUCCGAGUUUUGUUUCAAGGUGCUUCAAAAUGGAUGGAGAACCAACCAUGAAUGGGGUAUUUUCUGGGAAGGAAACCCCCAGCACAUUGUCAUGUUCUAUCCUUACUUGUUGGCGUUUGAGCCCGGAUUUAUCGAGGUGAGGGACCUUGAAACCACACACUUGAUCCGAGCACUUGUUGGGGAAAAUAUUCGGUUUCUUCAUUCGAACGAACAUGAAGCGCUUUAUGCUUGCGAGGAAAAUGGGUAUGAUAUCAUUGUAAGUAUCGAUUUCUUGAACUUGAAGCCUAGAAAGAAAGUGGAAAAGGCCAAGUGA